Monoraphidium neglectum is the source of this 456-nucleotide messenger RNA. RefSeq lists its product as hypothetical. The coding region runs from base 1 to 456 and encodes 151 amino acids. Lineage: Eukaryota; Viridiplantae; Chlorophyta; Chlorophyceae; Sphaeropleales; Selenastraceae. The transcript is spliced from 3 exons. The record is from RefSeq and is a predicted model, not a curated record.
AUGAACCGCGUAGGCUUUGGGAGCUGCGUGAGCCCGUGCCUGGCCGCCAGCCGGCUUGCCACUCCUGCUCCGGUUGCGAUGGCGGGGCGUCGGCUGGGCGCGCGGAUGGUCGCACUUGCUGGGAAGCCGGCCAAGUCGACCGGCAAUGAAGCGCUGGACAGUGCAAUCAGCGUUGGCAAGGGGCUGGUGGACAGCGCAUCCGAGCUGGUGCCGGAGAGCGUGCCGCGACCGGUGGCCAAGGGUGGCGUGGCGGUGGCUGGGGGUCUGCUGGCGUUCUGGCUGCUCCAGAAGGUGCUGUCCACUCUGCUGACUGUGGCCCUGCUAGGAGGCGCCGCCUGGCUGUACUUCCGGUCCCAGUCUGGCAGCGACGAUAGCGGAAGCAGCAGCGGUGGCGGUGGCGGCACAUCGGACCCGUCAGACCCGCUUGGCGAGGCACGCAAGAUCAUGGACAAGUGA